This is a messenger RNA of Coniosporium apollinis CBS 100218, 663 nucleotides long. RefSeq lists its product as uncharacterized. Bases 1 to 663 code for a protein of 220 amino acids. The record is from RefSeq and is a predicted model, not a curated record. Lineage: Eukaryota; Fungi; Ascomycota; Dothideomycetes. The transcript has 3 exons.
AUGAACAAGUUCUGGGACGAGGCGACAUUCCUACUCGAGGUUCUCUUCUUAAAGCUUAUUGGUCAGGACAAAGAUGGGAUAGAUCUCAGCUUCACUGAAAGCAAAGUUGCCGUUUCCUGCACGAAGCGCGAGUCGAACCUCAGGAAAGCUAUGGAAAGAGCAAGGCCGAAGUACCAGCAGAGUGUUCUUGAGACGGACAUGCACGCAGCACUCAAAGGAAUCUUCGACCAGAUAGUCAUAAAAGGACGGCCAGUAAGCAUUGAGUUCGUCCAGUUCGGGGACGACGAAAUCGCCGUAGGGAGACUCAGGCACCUGGACAACGAUGUGGUUCUUUACGGCAUUGAGGACAUGAUCGAUCACGAAAUAUUCGCGGUCCAGGGUGACAUCCACAAGGUGCUUCUAGGAAGCUUCGUUGAAUCGUACGAUCGCCUGGACGAAACCGAAGAGCAAGACAGAGACAGUCUUGUGAGCAGGAGGACUUGGCCGCCGUUCCAGCAGCCUCAGAUCGGAAGCAUGAGUGAGUCUCCGGGUCACCAGGAUCCACGCGAGAGCUUUGGUGUCUAUCCAAGAUCCGCGGGCAGAAGGGAUUCCGAGGCAACUGUCAUGCCUCCGCGUGGACAAAAUGCUGAGCGGAAUUCAUGGUGGGACAGAUCUCACCGCUGA